AUGCCCAAGAACCCCCAAUACGAAUGUCCCCGCACAGGAAACAUGUACCAGGAGUCUGGAGAUGUGUAUUACUGUUCUUUCCACGACCGGUAUGCAAAGGACCGCUGCCAGGCUUUCUUUGAUUUUGGAGGCUGCGGGAUGCAGUGCCCUGAAUUGCACACUAUGAUCAAUGAUGAGACGGGUAGAAAGUACUGCGACAAGCAUGAACCGACGAGUGAGAUCCCUGAGGUUGUCAAUUGGACGAAGAGGAUGACUGAAUGGCUGACUGAAGUCGCGAUCGCAGAGUCCUCACGUAAGGAUGAUGUUUAUGUUGCUGAGACGAUCGCUGAUGAGGCAGAAGCAGUAGCUAGGCCGGAAGAGUCAGCGCCUAAACCACAAUCAGAGUCAGCAUCUGAAUCGGAGCUAGAAGAAGAAGCCACCGACAUUGAUCUCAGGCUACAGAUUCUGAGCCUCUACCUCUCCCAAGUAGAGGUGCACACCAAGCCCGAGCAACAGCAACAGCAUGGUCACGCAGUCGAUCAGAAGGCAAAGGCGGAAUCGGAAUCACAGCCAGAGCAACAGAAUGAGCACAUUGCCUCGUUGUACUUUCAGUGCAACAUCUGUCUCGAAAACCACAACGCUGCCGACAUGAACAAGAUUGAAGCCUGUGGCCAUCAAUACAACGAAUCAUGCCUACAGGACUUCCUUCGACGAAAAGGUGUGCGGAGAUACAACUGCGCAGGCUGCCGAUAUUGGCUACAGCAAAAGCAGGGACUCUAG
This is a messenger RNA of Didymosphaeria variabile, 759 nucleotides long. RefSeq lists its product as uncharacterized. The transcript has a single exon. Bases 1 to 759 code for a protein of 252 amino acids. The record is from RefSeq and is a predicted model, not a curated record. NCBI's taxonomy places the organism in Eukaryota, Fungi, Ascomycota, Dothideomycetes, Pleosporales, Didymosphaeriaceae.